Nipponia nippon (crested ibis) is the source of this 1110-nucleotide messenger RNA. NCBI's taxonomy places the organism in Eukaryota, Metazoa, Chordata, Aves, Pelecaniformes, Threskiornithidae. The record is from RefSeq and is a predicted model, not a curated record.
GACCUCCCUGGUCUGAGCGGGUGCCUGCGCAGGGUGAACGACAGCAUCCUGUUCGUCAACGAGGCGGACGUGCGGGAGGUGACGCACAGCGCGGCCGUGGAGGCGCUAAAGGAGGCCGGCGCCGUCGUCCGCCUCUACGUCAUGCGCCGCAAGGCCCUGGCCGAGAAGGUGGUGGAGGUCAAGCUCAUCAAGGGGCCCAAAGGGCUGGGGUUCAGCAUCGCGGGGGGCGUGGGGAACCAGCACAUCCCAGGGGACAACAGCAUCUACGUCACCAAAGUCAUCGAGGGCGGCGCCGCGCACAAGGACGGGCGGCUGCAGAUCGGGGACAAGAUCCUGGCCGUGAACAACGUCAGCCUGGAGGACGUGAUGCACGAGGACGCGGUGGCGGCGCUGAAGAACACCUACGACGUUGUCUACUUGCGGGUGGCCAAGCCGGCCGCCACCUUCCUUGGGGACGCCUUCGCCCCCCCCGACGUCACCAGCUCCUACUCGGCGCACCUGGACGCGGAUCUGGGUCCCCAGAGCUACCUGGGCCCCGAGUUCCCCCCGGCCAUGACCCCCACGUCCCCCCGGCGCUACUCCCCUGGCCCCAAGGACCUGCUGGCCGAGGACGACGUCCCCAGGGAGCCGCGGCGCAUCGUGAUCCACCGGGGCUCGACGGGGCUGGGCUUCAACAUCGUGGGCGGGGAGGACGGCGAGGGCAUCUUCAUCUCCUUCAUCCUCGCCGGGGGCCCGGCCGACCUCAGCGGGGAGCUGCGCAAGGGCGACCAGAUCCUCUCUGUGAACGGGGUGGACCUGCGCAGCGCCACGCACGAGCAGGCGGCGGUGGCACUGAAGAAUGCCGGCCAGACCGUCACCAUCAUCGCCCAGUACAAGCCUGAGGAGUACAGCCGCUUCGAGGCCAAGAUCCACGACCUGCGGGAGCAGCUGCUGGGCAACACGACGCGGCCCAAGCGGGAGUACGAGGUGGACGGGCGCGAUUACCACUUUGUGGCCUCGCGGGAGCGGAUGGAGAAGGACAUCCAGGGCCACAAGUUCAUCGAGGCCGGGCAGUACAACAGCCACCUCUACGGCACCAGCGUCCAGUCCGUGCGCGAGGUGGCCGAGCAG